This is a messenger RNA of Ectocarpus sp. CCAP 1310/34, 2530 nucleotides long. The record is from the annotation of a GenBank genome assembly. Lineage: Eukaryota; Phaeophyceae; Ectocarpales; Ectocarpaceae.
UGCCUACUCUGCUGUGUUGGGUACCUUGAUCUCGCUUUUGCUGUUGCCUUUGUUAUUGUACGUCUGGCUGUCUGCCCAUCUGCCGCCUCUUUGUCCUGUUUGCUCCGUUACUCCCAUGCCCUGGUGCGUAGUGCCUGGUGCUGGUACGUUACCCUUUGAUUUUUUCUCGGGCGAGUGUGGGAAGCGUCCUCCUGCAUUUUUGUGUUUGUUUUAUUGUUAUCGGUUUCCGAGGGCUCUUUUCUCGAACGGUCGGUGCGAUACCAGUUCAUUUCUUUCUUUCAUUUUGUUUUCUUUUUCCGAGUGGUUUGUACCCUGUUUUUGUUUUGUUUCCCCGCGGCGUCGUAUGUGCCGGGUUUCGAGACCACGGGCUCCCCAUUUUUUGUGGACUAUAGAGCGAAUGUGAGAAACAAAAACAACAAUGACACCCUCCGCCACUCGUGGUCUCGGUGCAACCCUGGGGGGCAAGAACAGACACAUGUCUUGGGAACACGAUGCGCACAAGUACAGCCGACAACUUCUGCAUGCAGCCUCAAUGCGUUAUAGCGGUGACCUCCCAGUUCUCUCCGGGGAGGACACGGCGAAGUGCACGGUGCUGGAGGCCGCAGGUGACGGCAAUUGCUCGCUUCACAGCAUCUACAGGCUGCUGCACCCCGAGCGAGAUAGUGUCAUGAAAGGGCAGCAGUUGCUUUCACUGAGAAACUACGGUCAGUUACUGGACAACACGGUGUCCGAGGAAGAAAUGCUGAGAUUGUCCAAUCUCGGCUUCGACAAGGGUUUCUACCGAAAGCGCACCUCCUCAUCCGGUCGAGGUACAAGACGCAAACCAGUGAAGAUUGUGCGAGAGGUGGUAGAGGACAUGCACAACCAACUGGGGCGAGACCACGGGCUAUUUCAUUGGCAUCUUUUUGGGAAGAAUUUUCUGCACCUGGUGUACAAUGACUGCGGGGGCUACGGUGCAGAUAGUUGUUCUGGGGGUGCGGUUACAGUGCGCAACCCGAGCAGCAGCAACGUGGCGGAAACAAAGCUGAACCACUUCAGCGCUAUCGUGAUCCCACAAGAACUCGUGCCAUGCGCAUUGCCGUACAUGCUCGCACGGGGUUCCUCCCGCGAAUCUGUUUUUGGGCAUAGGAAGGCUGCAGACGAUUUUCGCCCGUGUCCAACCACAUCGGACAAGCGUUCGACGAAACACGGGGGCUCUACCAUUGCUUUCGAUACUGAUGAUGAUGACGAAACCGAGACAAACAGCAGCGUGCGAUCUCCCCGUUCUGCUGGAGGUGCCCGGUCAGUCACAACCUUACCCACCUGCGUAUCAAAGCCGGAGGCGCCGCCGGGGAAAGCGGCGAUCAAGCCCGCCACACCUCCUUCUGCCAGCAGCAUGUCGGCGACGACCGGAGCGAAUGAGACGCCGACGCCGGCGGAAACGCCAACCAAGCUCGCCAGCAGCAAAGCGCAAGAGCUGUCUUCAGAUGCGUCGGAGUCGGAGACGCUAGAGGCACGUGCUGCCGGCGCAGAUCCGUCGAAAAAGAAGCAUGGAAAGCGCAAGCGCCGCGAGACUUGCCAUGCUUUGUUCGCCAGCGGGAAAGGCAAGGGCAGCGCUGUGGGGCCGAGGCGAAGUCUCCCUGUGGUGUGCUCUGUAGCAUGCACAGAGCCUGAGGGGGACGAGGAGAUGAGUGACGGGGGUAGCGACGGCGAGUUUCCGGGGGACUUGGCAGACUAUGACGAGCCGUCCGUGACUAUCAAAAGCUCCCAGCAGAUCAACGCUAUGGUGGACAAGAAACCGGAGGGCUGGGGAAGGGCGGCCCUGAAGUUCGUCUUCGAGUUGGUGCAACACACACAUGACUUCCGAAACGACCUCAAGGUAGGGAUGUGUGCAUUGAUAUUUCUAGGAGUUUUUUUUUUCGGUAAAAGCUCGCCGCUUUCCGGUGUGUUAUGUAUGUGUUGUCAUUUGGGACCACAACGGCAGCACGAAAGCUACAGAGGAAAGAUGCAGAUCGUACGGCUGGAUAGGCCGGCGGCCGCUGCAGCGGUAAGGAUGCUCGUGGUGGAGUUGGCGGUGGAGACUGCGACAGCAGUAGGAGCGGUACCGUGCGGAAUAGGGGUGAGGGAGAGGGUGCAGCAGAUGACGACAGGAGUCAUACCGGAGCGGGGAGCGGUGCUGCGGGCUCAUGUGGAGGUGAUGGGUUUGAUUUUGACGGUGAAGGCUUCUACCGAGGAGACGGGCACGGGUACCACGAUUGCCACCUCGAAGAAAACAUUGGAUGCGUUGCCGAUGUUUGGCCCCGAGAAGUUGGGCAGGUUCUCGGCGGAUGGGCUAGGCGAGCUGGCGUUCACGUUCCUCUGCAUCAUGUUCCCGGCGGCGGUGAUCUCACACCUGGUCCUGAAGACAAACGAGUACUUCAAGUUCUGCACGAGCACAACGAACCCCAAGGGACAGGAGCAGCGUCACCGCGACAAGAAGAAGAAGAAAGGUGUCAUCGGGAUCACCCUUGACACCGGACAGGUCCAGUUGCCGGAGCUGCAGGACCACUAG